AUGCAACAGAAUACACCAGAUGGACCAUCACCAGCUCCGAUGACUGCUACAAGCAAGAAAAAGGGGAAACCAGUAGUAGAUGAACAUUGGCCAGAGCUGUCAAAACAAAGAGGAACUGGAUCUGGAAAACCACAGAUCUUACUGGGAAGUAAUGGAACAGUAACACAGGGCAAACCAAACAAUACGCAGAGGAAGUUCGAAAUGAAUGGAGAAGCAGUACUGAAGCCAUGGACGAAUCUUUUUGCUACCAACCGCUUGGCGACUAGAGGUAUGAACCUAAACUACAUACCACCAGUGAUUGUGGAUGGGGAAAAAAUAGUGGAGAUACUGCCUGAGGAUGUAGCUCAAGAUGAUGAGAAAUGGGCUCCAUCACUAGUAAUAUAUGUGGUGGGAACAGCUCCAUCUAUUGGAGCCAUGGAGAGGUUUAUAAUGGGACAAGGAAACUUCUCCACAAAACCUAUAAUAUUAUAUCAUAUAGAUGGCUACUUUGUUACGAGAUUUGCAAGUGAGGAAGAGAGGGACAUGGUGUUGUGCUCAGGACCUCACCAUUUUCUGAGAAGGCCUGUCAUAAUGAAACCAUGGGUUUCGGAGUUCAAUUUCAAGGAGGAGAUUCUUACUACCAUUCCACUAUGGGUCAAGCUACCAAAUCUGCCUCUUAAUUGUUGGAAUUCAGUUGUCUUGAGUAAAAUAGGUAGCAGUGUGGGGAAGCCUUUAUAUGACGAUGAAUGUACAACUCAAACUAGUAGAAUCUCUUUUGCUAGAAUUUUAGUGGAAGUAGAUGUAACUAGAUCCCUGGCAAAGGUGAUUAAAAUACAGGAUCCAAAAGGAAAAAUAGUGGAGCAGAAAGUUUGGUAUGAAUGGAAACCAAUAUUUUGCCAGAAAUGUCUACAAGUGGGGCAUGCAUGUGUGGAUAAACAAGUUGCACCUACACAGAUCCAGAAGAAAACUCAGAGACAAGGGCAAAGGAAAGAAGGGAUACCAACCACAAACAAAGAAGUAUGA
Messenger RNA from Solanum stenotomum, 1002 nucleotides. RefSeq lists its product as uncharacterized. NCBI's taxonomy places the organism in Eukaryota, Viridiplantae, Streptophyta, Magnoliopsida, Solanales, Solanaceae. The record is from RefSeq and is a predicted model, not a curated record. The transcript has a single exon. Bases 1 to 1002 code for a protein of 333 amino acids.